UCCUGUUUUUCCUCAAAAUAAUAUUACAAGAAGUAUGGCGAGCGGGAGUAGAUUGGGAUCAAGAGAUUCCGCAGGCGCAGCACGAAAAGUGGAGAAGAUGGAUAAAGUGUCUACCUGAACUAGAGAAUAUUUCAAUCCCAAGAUGCUACCGGCGAAAGAUUGAUUUAAAACAAUGUAACCUCCAGCUUCAUGUCUUUGUAGAUGCCGGAACCGAUGGGUUCGCUGCAGUUGCUUACUUCCGCUACGAACACGAGGGGAGCAUUGAAGUCAGCCUCGUAGGAGGGAAAACGAGAGUGGCUCCGCUCAAAUACACGUCUGUCCCUCGAUUAGAACUCCAAGCGGCUGUACUGGGAACUCGCUUGGCGCGCGCGGUAAAGAAAGCACAUCGACAGACAGUGCACAGUACUCGGAUCUGGACUGACUCAAAGGACGUAAUCUGUUGGCUGCGAUCUGAUCAUAGACGGUACAGCACCUUCGUGGCACAUCGGGUAGGAGAGAUUUUAGAAGAGACCGACGUGAACGAGUGGCAUUGGAUAUCGACACACUUAAACGUAGCGGAUGAAGCCACUAAAUGGUCUAACUUCAACACGCAUCUCACAGCAAGCCAGUGGUUUACCGGACCAGGGUUUCUGUCGUCACCAGAAGAUAGCUGGAUUAACGAGCCUUUGCCGGAAAUGAGCACCCAAGAAGAAAUCCGUAAGAGCCUCAAUACGCAUGUCACCAGCUGCGAACUCAUCGACUUUGAGAGGUUUUCGAGGUGGAAUCGGUUGUUAAGGUCGGUUGGGUAUGUAUGCCGUUUCAUUCAUAACACCCGGCGGCCUUUGAUCCGUCAAACCGGUCCAUUAGCCGCUUGGGAAAAGCAACAAGCUGAACGAAUCAUCAUCAGACAAGUGCAACGACACGCAUACCCCGAAGAAUACUGUCUGUUGGCAGGUCAACCUACGGAUGCCAGUCAUAAAACACAAUUGCCCCGUAACAGCCAGAUUGUAAAGCGUAGCCCAUAUAUGGAUCCAGAAGGGAUACUGCGAGUACAGGGUAGGAUCGAUGCCUGCAGCUAUGUGAGCCUCGACACCAAGAGGCCAAUCAUCCUACUAAAGGCUGGAAAAGUGACUGAUUUAAUAGUGGAUGACUACCACCGACGGUACAGACACCAAAACUUCCAAACAGUAAUGAAUGAAGUCCGUCAAAAAUACGAUAUACCAGCUCUACGGAGUGCGUGUCAUAGGGUGCGAGCCAGCUGCCAAUUCUGCAGAGUAAGGAAGGCGACUGUAAGUGAACCCAUGAUGGGAGACCUUCCUGAGGCGCGACUAUCUCCUUUCACGCGAGCCUUCAGCUACACUGGGAUAGACUACUUUGGACCAUUUGUGGUAGUCGAUGGACGAAAGACGCAAAAGCGAUGGGGCGUCUUAUUUACCUGCAUGACUGUGCGUGCGAUCCACAUCGAAACAGUUCCAUCUCUAUCCACCAGCGCUUGCAUAAUCGCAAUACGAAACUUUAUAGGGCGCCGCGGAACGCCGGUGGAAAUCUUCUCGGACCGAGGUACAAAUUUCAUUGGAGCGAGUCGGGAACUUCGGGAAGCGCUAAAAGAAGUAAACACCGAUGAGAUGAUCGACGCAAUGAACUUACCAGAUACGCGAUGGAGCUUUAACCCGCCAGCGGCACCGCACUUUGGAGGAGCAUGGGAACGCUUGAUCCGCACAGUCAAACAAACCCUCCAAAAUAUCCAGUUUACGAGACACCCUACAGACGCUGUAUUGAAUAGUUGGCUGAUAGAGGUUCCUCAUCAGGAGUGAAACCAUUCGUACCACCUGACGACACAACGGCCACGCUACGAAACAACUGGAAGACAUCGUAGGUUUAUGCCAACCUGUUUUGGAAAAAAUGGGUAGCUUCCUACCUUCCCACUCUGACCCGACGGACGAAAUGGUUUCAGCCCUGCAAACCGCUACAGGAGGGAGACGUAGUUGUAAUCGUCGACGAAAAUCUUCCGCGGGGAUGCUGGCCCAAGGGACGUGUAAUUCGCGCGAUUCAAUCCAAGGACGGUGCGGUAAGACGAGUUCACGUUCGUUUAGCUACUGGAAAAACAUGCGAGCGACCGGCAGUCAAGGUAGCAACUAUCGACGUUGAACCACGAGGUAGUGUUUUGAGAGGCCAAAACACUGGGGCCCAGUGUUGACAAAAUACAACGUCAACGUCAAGUGCGAUGACAGCCGACCGCGGAAGUACGCAGCCACUUAAGGAUGAGCCACGAGCGCAGCCGAAGAGAAAAAAAA
Molecule: messenger RNA, 2273 nt
Organism: Anopheles stephensi (Asian malaria mosquito)
Lineage: Eukaryota; Metazoa; Arthropoda; Insecta; Diptera; Culicidae
Exons: 2
Coding region: 675-1793 (372 amino acids)
Biological process (GO): DNA integration
Molecular function (GO): nucleic acid binding
Source: RefSeq, a predicted model, not a curated record